AUGUCAGCGAAAAAAGCAUGGGAUUCGUCUGACUGGAUUGAACGACUUAAUAUUGAAGCUCGUACAUGUAAUCAAUUUACACAAGAUGAAGACAGUUUACUUCCUGAUUUGUGUAUUUGUAAUCGUUGGAAAGAAGAACAUGAAGAAGAUAAUAUAAUAACAAUGCUUCUAAGAGAACUUCAACAGUUCGCAAGUGGGAGUGCACCACAAACUUCACGAAAUGUUAAAAAGAUUGAAGAAACAGAAUCGGCUUUUAAAGCUCAUACAGAAACAAUCGAGACAAAUGCUUAUGGCUUACUAGAGAGUUCCAAUGCACCAUAUAUUCGAUGUGAUAUUGAAACACAUCCAGAUACAUUAGCUUUAAUUAUGCUUGAUUUAUGGAAGAUGAAUAAACCUCAAUUAAUUAUGUCAAUCAGUGGUGGAUUUCGCUCCACUUUGAAAGUACAAUUUCAAAAGGAAUUCAUUGAAGGCAUUACUGAUGCAGCUUUAGCAUCAGAUGCCUGGAUAAUGACAAAUGGAUAUAAAGAUGAGGUCGUGCCUAGACUUGUUGGAGAAGUUGUUUAUAAAAAUAAAUUAAAAAAUUUACGAGACGUCGAUAAAAAUGAACAAAAACAUAUUAAUGCAAUUGGCGUUGGUAAAUGGGCAAAUAUUAAACAUCGAAAUGAAUUAAUUAGACCUGAAUACAGAGUAUGCUGAAAACUACUGUUGUUGAUCUACAGAACAAAACCUCUGGCCAGUGGGCAUUUGUAGGUCUAAACUAAUGUGGUUACUAACAGCUUUGCGAAAUAGGAAAGUUUUCGCUCGGUACAUCCUGAUUUAUCCUGGCGAUUGCGUAGAAACAGCAAAGAUAUUCGGAAAGUAUGCUCAAAACACAGAUCUAAACGUUUUUGGGUUUUCUCCGUAGGUGAAACAAUCCUACCAUAGGAUUCUAGUUUCCUAGUUUAGGAUCCUGUAAGAUCCUACGAAACUCUUGUUGGGUAAUCGCAAAGCCAACAAAUCCUACCGUACGACUUCUAUAGGAUCCUGUAGUCACAUCUGUGCCUUGCAACCUUGCAAGAUCCUACAGGAUCCUAUUGUACGAUUGCAGUAGGAUUUUAUCUGCUCUUCUGCUGACUUAUUCUACUAAGUUUAUUACGUUUAUUUUGUUUAAUUAUCCCUGAACCCAGCUAGCCAGAAUCAGAUGAUUCUGAGUUGGCAUAAGCCCAAGACUUGUGAGUACCGACGCGCACGUCGUCAAACAGCAGCUAGUUUCGAUGACUCGCAAUGUUCGGUGCGAAAAUUUGUGCCUAAAAGAAUGUUUCAAUUUCUACCGUAGAGUGUAUUUAUAUUUAUAUUUGAGUUACUGCAAAAUACAUCAGCAAUUGUGUUCUUGUAUAUAGACCUGUGCGCCGAUCGGAAGAUCGGCGGCGGCGUGAAACAAGCUUUUUCCAAUCGAUGGUAGCAGCGUAGCCACCUUAAAAGACUUUCUGGCUUCAGUAGCGGCUAAAAAUGUUUUUUUGGAAUUUUUCCAUCGUCAACGGUGGGAAUAAUUACAACAUAACUUCCUGUUUUUCUAAUUGUUCAUGACUUUUUCAUUGCAAAACUUUUGUAUUUUUAGCACCGUGAGCGGCGCGGAGCCCCCAAACUUUCGAUGCCGUUGGCGAUGGCCUUGCUAAAAAAUCUAGUUAUCUAUCUGCGACGGCAGCAGCACAGCGCACAGGUCUACUCGUAUAGACAAAGAAAAGAAUAAAUACAGAACGAAAUACUAGGAAUUCCACAAAAUCUUACCGUAUUUUUUUUUUGUAAGAAAUGUAUAAAAUUCCUGUUAGGGAAGCCGUCAAAACUAUAAACGAAUCAAUCGGAUCAUUCGGAUCAUUCGGAUCAUUCGGAUCAUUCGAAUCAUUCGGAUCAUUCGUAGAAUAAUGUAAAGCGCUCCUCUGCGAUGUUUGUAUAAGAGAGAAAAUAUAUAAAAUCUAUCUUUUCUUAUCCAUUCUUAUCCAGGAUGUUUGCUAUCCACUGAAAAAAAUAAUCAGAAUUCAUGCAGGAUCCCGUGGAUUAUCGGUAUUAAAAUAUCUGGCGAUGUUUCUUACCUUUACGCAGGAUUUUUAUACUGACAGCCCUGACAGAACCCUGCAUAGUUCAUGUAGGGUCAGCAUGGAAAAAAUCCUGCGUAAAGGUAAGAAACAUCGCAAGACUUUUUGACUUAUUCAAUCCACAAGUUUUUUCCU
Didymodactylos carnosus is the source of this 2207-nucleotide messenger RNA. Lineage: Eukaryota; Metazoa; Rotifera; Eurotatoria; Philodinida; Philodinidae. The record is from the annotation of a GenBank genome assembly.